AUGGAAGACCCCGUGGCUAUCCCCUCCUCCUCCUCCGCCGCCGCCGCCGCCGUGGUCCCGUCCCCGCCCCCCGCGCCGCAGCAGGUGCCCGCCCCCGCGGUCGUGAGAGCGGCGGCGGCGGCUCCGGAACCCGCGGCGGCGUCCCGCAGGCAGUUGUUCUCCGUGGAGCUCCGGCCCGGGGAGACCACCAUCGUGUCCUGGAAGAAGUUGCAGAAGGAGGCUGUACAAGCGGCGCCCACGUCGCAGCCGCAGCCGCUAGCGGUGGUAGCGGCAGAGCCUGCAGUCGCUGCGCAACUAGCCCCGCCUGGUGUGGCACCCGCUGCAGAAAACAACCCGGAGGACCCAGCACAGCCAAAUCGGUUUAAUGCAGUCAUUGAGAAAAUCGAGCGCCUUUACAUGGGUAAACAUAGCAGCGAUGAAGAAGAUCUUGACGAUGUACCCGAUGAUGAUCAAUAUGACACUGAUGAUUCUUUUAUUGAUGAUGCUGAAUUGGAUGAAUAUUUUGAAGUCGAUAAUUUGAAGACUAAGCACAGUGGAUUUUUUGUUAACAAAGGGACAUUGGAACAGAUUGAAUCUGGAACAUCGACAGAUGUCGCGCCAAAGAAAAGGAGAAGCAAAGACCCAUCAGGUGAUCAUAUUGAAAUUAAUCAGGGUGCUGCAGGUGAUUAUUUUAACAUCAGCAACAUGCCUGGGAAAGCUACCAGUCCUGCACAUGCUGGGAAAAAAUUAGCUACCAGUGGAACCGGAGUCUCAAAAAAGAGAUCGACUGAUUUUGCCACAGGUGUUGAUGCUGCAAAACGUACAAAGAUAUCUGCAUACAGGGAUAAAGGUCUUUCAACACAACUUGACUUUCAACAAGAAAAGACUUAUAGUGGCGAAAAUCAAGAUCUGGCCAACAAAAUAUAUCACAAAGAGAAACACGGAACAAGUGACUUUUCUGGCAUCACACUGCCUGGUACUUCUUGUCCUACACAAGCAAUGCACCCCAUCACUGGCAGAGAGAGUGCAGGUACCAAACCUAAAGGCACCAGGCUUGAGCGAGCCAUUCGGGAUUUCGAGAAGUUUGUUGCUCAAUAUAGGCCGCCAGCUAUCGAUAGUAACGAGGUUGACCCAAAUGGUCAGGCAUCAAUUAAACGACGGUUGCCUCCAGAAGUAAAGGCAAAGCUUGCCAAGGUUGCAAGACUAUCGACAAAUCAUGGAAAGAUACAAGAACAGGAGUUGAUGAAUCGCCUCAUGGGCAUAGUUGGACACCUUGUGCAGCGUAGGACAUUGAAGAGAAACAUGAAAGACCUGGUAGAAUCAGGACUCUCUGCUACACAAGAAAAGACUGAUAUGUUGCAGCGUGUUAAAAUGGAGAUCAGUGAAAUGGUCAAAGAACAUGUUGUUGCCAAGGCCAAGGUCAAUGAACAACAGGAUGGUUCAGCUGACGAUUUUCAGGCUGUUCCUGAAGAAGGAAGAGAUUUAAAAGGAAAGUUUGCAAUGGAUAGUGCAUUGGAGGACAGGAUGUGUGAUCUUUAUGAUCUGUACGUUGAGGGUAUGGAGGAAGACAAGGGUCCUCAAAGUAGGAAACUAUAUGUAGAGCUUGCAGAGCUAUGGCCCCAAGGUUGCAUGGAUAAAUUUGGAAUCAAAGAUGCCAUAUCUAGAUCGAAGGAGCGAAAGAUAAAAUUACACAACCAACAGAAGGUUCGCAACGAGGAGACAUUGAAGAGGAAAAGGCUAGCAGUGGCAGAGAAACUGCCAGAUAGCUACCCUGUUGUAACGCAAAGAGCAAUGGCCCUGCAAGUCGCACAUCCAUCCAUUACGAACCCAUCAUACCCUGUGACUGACUAUGGACAGAACCAGGCAUCGAGAAGUCUUGAAAGGGCUCGGGAAGCAAGCGGAGGCGCAGUCCCUGAUGACAGCAGCAAAAGGGUUGGCGAGAUGAAGAAGAAAAAGAGGAAGCCAGAAUAUGAUCUUGUAGAUAGACAAGCUAACCCAAUGAAGGUUCCCUCUCAGCAUGGUAGUGAGAAGCAAAAGGCGACGAAGCAUUCAGAUGAGGCAAACACUAUUACCAUAUCCACUGUGCUUGGUCUCCCAUUCUAUGAUCAACAACAAAUCUAAUUAUCUUGGUGUAAAAACAGACAAAUUUAUUUCUCCCUAUAGGUUCUUGUGGGGGUGGUGCAACAAGAUAUUUUUGUAGAGAGCAUGUCAUUUUGUAAUCUCUCAUGGUUUACACAGUUCGUUCCAUCCCUUUUAUAUUGGCUACAACCUGUAAAGCAUGGGUUUUGUCUGUUAUCAUUCAGAAGUAUAAUCAGACUGGGUAUGUGGUAAAAUUACCCUUGUCUGAGCACACACUUGUGAACAGUGUUAAGUCACUGAGGGGUUUACUGGGGAAGGAUUUGAAAUCCAAUCCGGUGGGCAAACUUUAGAGCAAAUGUGAGCUGUUUCGUUCAGGUGGAA
Lolium rigidum is the source of this 2439-nucleotide messenger RNA. Its product is annotated as ubinuclein-1-like. Lineage: Eukaryota; Viridiplantae; Streptophyta; Magnoliopsida; Poales; Poaceae. Gene Ontology annotation, cellular component: nucleus. The transcript has 14 exons. The record is from RefSeq and is a predicted model, not a curated record. The coding region runs from base 1 to 2100 and encodes 699 amino acids.